CCUCCGCCGGAGCUGCCUUCCUGGAUCGCCGCUCUCCCUUCGCACCUGCCCGUUCCUUUCUAGCCGGGGCGCCGCCGGGUUUGCGCUCCGCGCACAGCGCGCUUCCCCGCCCGCCGUCGGCUUGCGCGCCCGCGGCAGAAAUGGCAAAGUGGUUUUCCAUGUGAGCUAUCUACAUGCACGCUUGGCAGUGAACCAAGAGCACACCCUCCCCUUCUGGAAGACGUCCGAGCUUUCUGUGGAAGGCUGGGAUGCCGAGAAACAUGAUGUCGGACUUUUCGGGAAUGGUGUGCGAAAUGCCUUCUGCCGUUGAGUUCGGGAGCUUUGAGAAAAAACAUCGCUUGGAAAAUGGAAAGAGUCGCCCGAGGCGAAGAGGUUCGACUUUGGAGGAGGAUGAGACACUGAAAUAUCUGACUCAUGAGGAGAAAGAUGUCCUUCUCUUCUUUGAAGAAACCAUUGAUUCUUUGGAAGAAGACCUGGAGGAACAAGCUCUCUAUGACAGUGGCAUCCACUGUUAUUCUCCGAAGUCAAUGGAAGAAAACAUGUCCAGCCUCUCAGAGUCUGAAGACAUCAUAGACUUGGUCCAACCAUCACCAAAGAAUGCCAUUCAAGAGAGUGCUCCCAGCAGAACAGCAGAGGAGGCCUGGAAAUUGGAUAAACUCAAACAGGAAGAUAUUGAGCCACCUGAUGAAGGCAUCCAUUCUGAUGCUCCCGCCCCUCAGUCUGUGCAACCAUCAGCCCCUCCGUUGCCGAUCUACGAGGCAUUUUCUGCUCCAUCCCCAGUGCAGCAUCCCAAACUGCUCCGCUCUGUCCCCACUCCGCUUGUUAUCGCUCAGAAAAUAUCUGAGAAGCAGGCCGAGGGGAGCUCCUUCUCUCUGGGUUCGCCAAAGGAAAAUAAGUCCACUGACAGAAGAAGCGGAUCGCCUGCUUCUUCACCACUGCGCAACGGUGAGUGUUUGACUGCCUUCAAGCCAUCUGUACCACCCCUGACUGCUCCUAAACCCCAAAGGUUUCCGAGCAACAUCAGCAUUACGAAUAUUGGUGAGAAGGAGUUCAGCAAAACAAUCUCUCAGGCCGCGGUCAACAUCCAAGAGCGCAAGGCUCGUGUGUUGGCCAACGUCAACGGUUCGCCCUUUCUCAUAAGCGAGCUGGAAGAGAGACUUCAGAAGCACCAACUGUUGAGUCAUAACAGGAGCUCGUCGUUACGAGAUCUUCCCUCUGAACAGGCAAGGCAUGAAGCCUUGAGUAGACUUGGCCUAGUGGAAGAGACCCUUGGCCAAGCCCAACCAGCCCAUCCCCUAAAUAGGCCCACUUCAAAAGAUGAGACCUCAGAAGGCGGGCUGGUUGUCUCAAAUGGUUACCGCAACAUCCACGAAAUUUUGAAAAGAGAAUCCAGUCCCUUCCCUAGUGUGAGCAAAACGGUGACAUUCAAACAGGGCACUGACAUUGUGGACGGUAAGACCGCUCAGCAGAGUGGCCCCAAGAACUUUUAUGAACACCGACAGCCAGACUUCAGCCUGGAUAUGAGGAGGAGAGCAGGUUCAUUGCCCAGGCCUUCUGGACUAAGGCCCCAGGGGAUAACAGUACAGUUCUCCGGCCGAGGGUCAACAGAAGAAGCUCGGAGGGAGGCCCUGCGGAAGCUUGGACUGCUCAAAAAGUAACUAGGGGAUACUAUCGCUACACCCAGUAAGAGUUUGAUCUGAACAGCUUGAGAUGAAGGACAUAUCGAAUAUCACAAUGUCACAAAGACACUCCUGCUAGUACUUUGACCUGGAUUUCCUCGUGAUGUUCAGACAGUCGGCUUUUUCAAGCCCUCUGUUGGAUUUCAAAAGCAGGCAAUGUAUUCCUAAGAAGCCUGGCUGCCAUGGAAGGUAUUCUGUUAAAUGAAGUAUAAUUGUGCAGCACUUGUGUAAAUAUGUAGCUGACCAAUCUACCUUGAGUGCAAUGGCUUUUCCCCCGAACUCAUACAAAGACCCAAAGAAACGGUACUAAUGAAUUAUACGGGAGAAAUGUAUAUAUAUAUGUAGACACAUAUUGCAAAGGUCAAAUGUAUAAUAAAGCUGCUGUUUCCAAUUGUCAUGAAAUCUAUCUACACACAUACCACACACAGGUACAGAGUAGCCCCCCCCCAAGAUGUAAGUGAUGGGCGUACAGUCCUCAUUUUCUUGAAGCAUAGUAAUUAUUACAGAAUAGUUGUCAAAAUGUGUCUAUGAAGAAAACCUGUGAGGAAGCUGCUUUUAGGGGCUAGCUUUCUUUCCUGUGGUGCUCUGCAAGUCACACUGCAGGGAUCUAGAGAACAGCCUCUCAUGAUGUAAUAUCUUCCAGGUAUCUUGAAUUUCAGUUUCCAUCGGCUCCUGUUGACCUGGGCAGUGAUCUGGAAUAGAGAUGGGCAUGAACCAGUUCGUUCCAGCUCAUCUUGAUUCGUCUAGGUGGGUAGCCCAGGUGUUGUGGCUCCUCUUCCCCACCUCCUCAGCCAAUCAGGCCCAUCUUGCUUGUUUUUUUUCCAUUUCCUUAGCUAUUCUCCCAGUCAGCAGCAAGAGCACCGACCUCUCUGCCCCACCCCUUUUUUUCUGAUUGGGAGAUCAGCCGAGAGGGCGGGGCAGAGAAGCCUGAGCUGCUGCCAAGACUGGACGAUCAGUUGAGGAGGUGCAGGAAGCGACCACGCUGGACCUGGUGAAUGGCUGAUUGAGCCAGGGGAAGAAGG
Messenger RNA from Pogona vitticeps (central bearded dragon), 2701 nucleotides. The record is from RefSeq and is a predicted model, not a curated record. NCBI's taxonomy places the organism in Eukaryota, Metazoa, Chordata, Lepidosauria, Squamata, Agamidae.